CUCUUACCGAAACCCUAACCCGCCAAUAGUUUCUCCACCUCAUCUUUCUUUUAUUUAAGUUUUAAGUAUAAGUAGAUAGAUAAAUACUACUUUGGUCAUAGCUGAAAGAAUUUGAACCGCAAGAUGACAAACACGAUGAAGGAUAGGGGAAGAAGGCAAGGGCAAGAUGGUAAAAGAAUAUCCGCGGUUCCAAACGGCGCCGUUCCACCUCAAACAGUCAGGAAAUACUGCUAGUAAAAAAGGGACAAGGUUCAGUAAAGGAUCAUCCGGUUACUUAUUUACCGAGGGAGGAGGAGAUUAAUUUGGUUAGCGAAAAGGACAGCGUUUUGGGGGGAGGAAAAGAGCUUCUUGAAAAGGGGGAUAGUAAUAGUAAUGGGAGAAGGAGGGAAGAGUGAAAAUAAAGGAAAGGGAAUGGAAUUUCCAGCGGAGGAGAGAAAGGGCGGUGUGAGUAUUAUGGAGGAAGAGAAGGAAAUUGGGGAUACUGAGGGAAAGUUUGCUUCUUUGGAGGAAAAUUUAGACGCUAAAGAAGAAGGGAAGGUUUUGACGGAGGUUAAUGAGCGAAAACCAAAAGGAAAAAGGGGGAGACCCCCCAAGAAAGAUAAGGAAAAGAAGGUGGUACAAAGUGAAAAGGGAAGAUUGAAUUUUUCAGUUGUAAUGGAGGAAAAUAUUGAUAAAGAAGAAUCUGAAGAGAAAGAGGUUCCUUUGAAGAAAAGCAAUAAUCUUGUUAGGAAAAAUAAUGAUGUGAAUGGAAGACAAGAGGAAAUUGAUCGUGAGAGAGAAGAGGAAGAGAAAGAGAAGUGUGAUUCUGAUGAAGUGACUUGUGGGAAAAGGGGUAGGAAAAAGAAUGAUGUAAAUGGAAAAGAAGAGGAGGAGAAACAGAAGAUUGAUUCUGAUGAAGUGACUGGUAGAACAAGGAAGUCAAGUCAAAUAGCUAUGGAGAAGUUAAAGGGAUUUAAUCAGCAAAUGGCUGAAUGGGAUGAAGAAGACCGCAAUACAGGUAGAAAAAGAAGGGGUCAAAGUCGGAAGGGUGGCACGAAAACAGAAGAUAAUGGUGAUAGUGAGAAAAUUGGAAGUAAAAAGCGAAGAAGAAAGAGGUCGAAAGAUGCUGCAGAGAAUGGUGAUGGAAGUGGUGGACAUUCUGCAGAGGAAGAGAGUAGAGAGCAGCAGAGCGAAAUGAGUAAAAAGCAUAAGGCCGAGGGAGAAGAGAAAGUGGAAGGAUCAGAGUCCGGAAGAUAUUCUACUCGUCAAAGGGAAGAUGUGCACGAUAAUGCAGUAAAUCCCCGGAACAGAAAGAGGAAGGAUGAGAAUGGGAAUGAAUUUGAAUCCAAUAUGUGUCAUCAGUGCCAGAGGAAUGACAAAGGAAGAGUUGUUCGGUGCACCCGCUGUAGAACAAAGCGAUACUGUGUUCCUUGCAUGAACAGAUGGUACCCUGGGAUGCCUGAGGAGGCCUUUGCAGAGUCUUGUCCUGUUUGUUGUCAAAACUGUAAUUGCAAAUCAUGCUUGCGGUUGGAUGGGCCAAUAAGGACAUUGAAGAACUUAAAAUUUGAGAUUAGCAAAGAAGAAAAGAGUCUAUAUUCUAAAUUUAUCUUGCAAAAACUUUUGCCUUUCUUGAGAAGAUUCGACGCAGAGCAAGUGAUGGAGAUGGAGAUUGAAGCCAGGAUUCAAGGGUUACCAGUGUCAGAGUUAAAGCUGCACAAAGCAAAGUGUCAGAAGAAUGAGCGAAUGUACUGCAACAACUGCAAAACAUCCAUUGUUGAUUUUCACAGAAAUUGUUCCAGCUGUUACUAUGAUCUUUGCCUUACUUGUUGCCGGGAGCUUAGAGAUGGUCACCUUAAGGGAGGUGAAGAAGAAGUCAUCUUGGAAUUCACUGACAAAGGGCUUGGUUAUUUGCAUGGUGAUGAUAUACCCGGAGACAAACCUAGAAACUUAAGGAGGACUAGAUCUUCCAAGAAGGAGAUGGUUGAAAAUGAUUCAGUGGAAGAUGCCAAGCUUGCAUGUGAAAUGGAAUCUAAGGAUAACGGAGGGCUUCUGCCAGAAAAUUUUGGUGGUCCUGCUAGUGAGUGGAAAUCGAAUGAAGAUGGUAGCAUCCCUUGUCCACCAGAGAAUUUUGGUGGUUGUGGUAAGGGAAAUUUAGAGCUGAAGUGCCUGCUGACAAAGCCAAAAUGUCAGGUCACUGAGUUGUUGGCAAAAGCUGAAGAUAUUGCCAAAAGAUUUGAAUUGAAACACAUGCCUGAAAUCCCUCAGGGGCCAUGCUUAUGUAGAAAGUCAGUGGAUGAAAAUGAUAUGCAGAAAAGUAAAAUGUGUAAAGCUGCAUCUCGUGACAAUUUUGAUGACAAUUAUUUGUACUGUCCAGCAGCUAAAGAUCUUCAGCAGGAGGAUCUGAAGCAUUUCCAAUGUCAUUGGCUGAAAGGUGAACCUGUGAUUGUCCGCAAUGUGCUUGAGACUGCGUCAGGGUUAAGUUGGGAGCCCAUGGUUAUGUGGCGAGCAUGCCGCCAGAUAAAGAACUUAAACCAUCCUCUUCUUUUGGAUGUUAUUGCUAUCAAUUGCUUAGAUUGGUGUGAGGUAGAAGUUAACAUCCACCAGUUCUUUAAGGGGUAUAUGGAAGGUCGAUCUGAUGAUGCUGGCUGGCCCCAGAUUCUGAAGUUGAAAGAUUGGCCUCCAUCUGAUCUAUUUGAUGAACGAUUACCUCGUCAUGGUGCGGAAUUUGUUAGCAGUUUGCCUUUUAAGGAGUACACACAUCCACAAAGUGGCUAUCUAAAUCUUGCUGUCAAACUGCCAGAAGGGUCGUUGAAGCCUGACAUGGGACCAAAGACAUAUAUUGCUUAUGGAGUUCCUCAGGAGCUGGGGCGCGGAGACUCUGUGACUAAGCUGCAUUGCGAUAUGUCUGAUGCGGUGAAUGUGUUGACACAUACUCAAGCAAUAACCUUGAAGCCCGACCAGCUUUCAGCCAUGAAGGCAUUGAAAAGAAAGCAUGCUGCUCACGAUAAAAGGGAACUUCAGAUGUCUGAGGACGAGAAAGAAUGUGAAAAUGAAGCAUCAUCUGAGUUGAUUGAGGGUAACUCUGUUCUAGGUGAGAGACAUAGUAGAAUAGAUAAAGGAAAAACUGAUGUACUUCCAGAUCAGAGCUUGAGUAUUGGACCACGUAGUGGCAAUCAAUCAAUUGUUGCAUCUGCUUCCUGUGUCAAGCCAGAGGGAGAUACUAAUGCUGAGGUGGCAACAGAUGGUGCAAUCGAUACAACAAGCACUUAUGAAGCAAGUGGAGGAAUUAAGAUUGAUCAUGGUAAAAGUGAUGAGUGCAAAUAUAACCCAGUGUUUAGAAAAGGUGAAGUAUUUGAGGAUUUAGAAGGUGGUGCACUCUGGGACAUCUUUAGAAGGCAAGAUGUUCCAAAGUUAGANUGAAAUACAUUACAUGUCGGUAGAACUGA
Nicotiana tabacum (common tobacco) is the source of this 3425-nucleotide messenger RNA. NCBI's taxonomy places the organism in Eukaryota, Viridiplantae, Streptophyta, Magnoliopsida, Solanales, Solanaceae. The record is from RefSeq and is a predicted model, not a curated record.